Aspergillus luchuensis is the source of this 201-nucleotide messenger RNA. RefSeq lists its product as uncharacterized. NCBI's taxonomy places the organism in Eukaryota, Fungi, Ascomycota, Eurotiomycetes, Eurotiales, Aspergillaceae. Bases 1 to 201 code for a protein of 66 amino acids. The record is from RefSeq and is a predicted model, not a curated record. The transcript has a single exon.
AUGACUUCCGCUCAGCCCGACAGCUACGCCAAAGGACCAACCCUUGAAUCCGACGCGCCCAUGAACCCAGGCUAUCAGUUACCGACCGAGUUACACUGGGUGAACUGGUCGUGGCGCCGUUCGCUGUUAUAUAUGGCUGGUGGGAUCCUCAUUGGGGCUCUCGUCGGGCUUAUCGUCGGGCUGAUAGUGCGGUUCGCGUGA